Molecule: messenger RNA, 1284 nt
Organism: Nerophis lumbriciformis (worm pipefish)
Lineage: Eukaryota; Metazoa; Chordata; Actinopteri; Syngnathiformes; Syngnathidae
Source: RefSeq, a predicted model, not a curated record
AUGCACUCAAAGGAGCUCCUGAUCUUAUUCUGUGAAAACUCAGGUGAUGCGCCAAGUGACUUUGAGCUGAUGUCUUCAAUGAUGCAGCGUCUGACUCUGCUUGAGAGGCAGGUCACAAGCCAAAAAGAGGAGAUGGGACGCAAGGACAAUGCUAUUUCAGUUUUGAAGGACAAACUGAAAGCACUGGAAGACUUGGAGAAUGGACAUGUUGAAAUUUGCGGUCAUCUUGAAAGACGGUGCAAAGAGCUACAGCUCCAAGUGGAUGACAUGGAGAGGUUCCUGAAUGACUAUGGCUUGAUCUGGGUAGGAGAUAGUAAGCCUGCUAAUGGCACACAGCGAACAGACUUAGGUACAAACAAUUUACUUUCGAACUUAAAAGGGCUGCUAAUAUGCAAGUUUAAUCUCCUUUCAGAUACCUCUUUGCACAGGAAUUUCCACAUUGACUUUGACCUCGUGAUACAGACGAUCAAGGAGCUCAACAUCCUCGCAGGAGAACCUUUCAUACAAUCCACGCCCACGGGAGCGCAUUUGGCACGAAAUGAUCCUGUGCAAUUGAAGCUCUACAGCAAUGGUAUUGUCAUGUUUGAUGGACCUUUCCGAUCCUACCAGGAGAACAGCACCCAGCAAUGCAUGCAGGAUCUGAUGGAAGGCUAUUUCCCAUCUGAGCUUCAAGGCAGAUUUCCUGAUGGUGUGCCUUUUGAGGUCCAUGACAGACGGAAUGAGGAAUUUGUCCCGAGAGCACCGUUUGAUAAAUUUCCUGGUAAAGGACAGGCUGUGCAAGACAAAAAAGAGGACUCAGCAAUGAGAGUCAGCUCAGAAUUAACUGGUAAGACAUUUAGCACAAACAAGUUUCUUAACAGACUACCAAAAAUGGUGGUGAAGGCGGGUCGUGUGAUUGACAUCAGUGACUCCGUACAGACAAACUUGAAGAGCUCCUCUGACAUACACAACAGUUGCUCUGCAGUCAUUGUCAAUACACCAGCACUGCAAGCAAUGAAGGACAGCAUCUCGACUGACUGGCCUUCGUCCGUACGCAACAUGGUCACACUCAAGGUCAAGUCAGAAGAUGGUGAUUGUACUUUUGUGCUGAAAAUGUGCCUCUCCGAGACUGUUGGUAAUCUGAGGAAACACCUGGACACACACAGGGGACAUAAACUGUCUGGCUAUGACAUUAUCAGUGCAUACCCUCCUUGUCAUUACCAGGAUGAGCACCAAACACUUGGGUCAUGUGGGUUCACAAACAACGUUACUCUUCUUCUGCGAGGAAGGAAAAAUCACUCAUGA